AUGACUUAUCACCCUUUACCAUCAACUUAUGAUCAAGAUGAUUACAUGGGAAUCGAACUGCUUGGAAUGACAGAUGACUUCUGGGAUGGAUUUAUUAGCGCUUCUAAUGGAGAUAAGUUUUCAACAUUAGAAUCAGAUGGACCUCAAUAUGCUAGUAAUGCUUCAAUGUUAUUGAAGACACCAGAGAAUGAUCCGGUAUUGGCAACCACAUAUGUUGAGUCAAAGGUUUUAACUCAAGAUGACUUCAAUAGUUUUCUGGGUUUUGAAGAGCUUCAAUCCUUUAAUGAACAAAUGCUUAAUAUUGAUACACAAAAUCCAUUUGAGCAAAGUUCACAAUCCUCCAACUUCAGUUCAUUUCAAGAGUUUGAUUUUGAUUUGACUGAACAAUUAGUAACUGGAAUUGAUACUCAUACAGCAAUGGCUCAUCCCUUUGCCCAACCAUUGGCCCAACCAAGAGCUUCCAGUACACCAUUUCCAUCUCCACCUGCUACCACAGGUUCUAGAGGAAAUGUGUUGCAAAUCCCCAAUCAAAGAACUGAAAGAUCUGAUUCAGUAGGAUUUCCUAUUACUCCUGAUUCCAGAAACAAUAGUUAUGUUGGGUUUCAUACAACCAUCAACAAAACUAUCAAGUCCAAACAAGGCUACCCAAUUAUUAAUUAUCCUCCAGUCGGUUCUUUCCAAUACAGAAUCAUUAACGAUUCAUAUAUUGAAGUUCCUACUAAUAGAAACUUGCAAGCCCUUACUUUGUCCAGAAAGUGGAUCAUCAGAGGUAAGGAAUAUAUUGAAGAGUUGAGAAGAGCUACACCCAUUUCAAAACCUCCUAUUGAUUAUUCUUAUGAGCCCCAAUCAGGUGAAAAACAAUUUUAUUCUCCUGAAAUCGUAAGAUAUCAUGUUAAAAGUAAUGGCAGUCAAGAUAAUGAGUCUAGACAAGGAUUGUGUCCUUAUUGUGUACAACCUAACUUUAUCUCAUUAAAGAGUUCAAGUUAUACUCAACACUUGUCUUUUGUCCAUGGGAUUAACACUACUGGCACUUUCCCAGCUCCUAGAAACUACAAGACAGUAUUACAUGGAACUCAUUAUGAUCAUAGUUGCGAAUGUCCUGUUUGUCAUGAAACUUUAACCCUUAAGAGAUCUACUUCUAAAGAUGUCCAACAGUUGAAGAAAUAUUUCAGACAUUUCAGAGAAGAACAUUUAUGGCUGCAUGAUAAGGUUUCUAGUACCAAUAGAACCAUUGCUCAAAAGAACCAAACAGCUGCUUAUCCUUUACCUGAAGUUGAUAUCUACUACAGACAAGUACCCAUUGAGAAAACUGUAGCCUCAACUGAAGUUUUAUUCGAUAUAGUUUAA
Molecule: messenger RNA, 1347 nt
Organism: Yamadazyma jaroonii
Lineage: Eukaryota; Fungi; Ascomycota; Pichiomycetes; Serinales; Debaryomycetaceae
Source: the annotation of a GenBank genome assembly